AUGAUGACCACCACUCCCAUUCCCGGACCCAAGGGCUUGCCCAUCAUCGGUAACCUCUUAGAGCUCCAAGACGAAGUACCUAUCCAUGCACUUGAACGACUUGGAGAUGUGUACAAGGAUAUCUUCAAAUUGAAGAUUGCAGGGCACGAUAACUAUUUCGUCUGCAGCCACGAACUCUUCAACGAGCUAUGUGACGAGACACGAUUCUUCAAGUUUGCCCCUCCAGCACUGGUGGCAGACGAGCCCGAGGGCCGUGCUAGAGGCCUGUUCUCCUCUAACACAGAGAAGGAACAGGACUGGGCUCAAGCACACAGAAUUCUCAUCCCGGCCUUUGGACCUAUGGCCAUUCUGGAUAUGUAUGAUGAGAUGUACGAUAUUGCCACACAACUCAUCAUGAAAUGGGCCCGACAAGGUCCCGAGACCCCCAUAUUGGCAACCGACGACUUCACCAGGCUCACACUAGACACCAUUGCCCUCUGUGCCAUGGACUAUCGAUUCAAUUCUUUCUACAGUGAUGUGGCACAUCCGUAUGUAAAAGCCAUGGGCCAAAAUCUCACUUCGCGCAGUGAGAGGGGCCAAAUAGGCAAUAUAUUCAAAAGGAUGCUUCCAGGGUAUCAAGCUGAGAUUCAGAAGAACUUCGACUACAUGCAAAGCAUCGCCGACGACAUAAUACAGCAUCGUCGCCAGAACCCCACGGACAAAAAAGAUUUGCUCAAUGCCAUGAUCAAUGGCAAAGAUCCUAAGACCGGUGAGGGGAUGCGUGAUGAGCUAAUUGCAGCUAACAUGCAGACCUUCUUGAUUGCUGGACACGAGACAACAUCUGGUCUUUUAUCAUUCGCGUUCAUGAAUAUGCUUUUGAAACCUGAGACGUAUUUUGCUGCGAGGGAAGAGGUUGAUCGUGUGAUUGGUAAAGAGAAUGUCCAAGCCAAGCACCUCAAGGAACUUCAUUACAUUGAGGCCGUUUUGCGCGAGACACUUCGAUUGAGCCCAACUGCUCCGGCCUUUGCGCGCGGUGUUAGGCCUGAAAAUACGGAGGAGACUGUGGCUAUUGGGAAAGCAAGAUACGAAAUCCCUCGCGGCCAGCCGGUACUAUGCCUGUUGAGCAAAAUUCAACGAGAUCCUGCCGUUUUUGGAGAUGACGCGGAUGAGUUCAAGCCUGAAAGAAUGCUGGAUGGAAAAUUUGAAGACCUGCCAAAGAAUGUGUGGAAGCCUUUUGGAACCGGACUCAGGGGCUGUAUUGGACGCGCUUUUGCUUGGCAGGAAGCAUUGAUGGUGACCGCCAUGGUACUCCAGAACUUUGACAUCUCUCUUGAUAAUCCCAAUUACAAGAUCCGAAUCCAGCAGAGCUUGACAAUUAAGCCUGCAGAUUGUUACAUUAGGGCGAGAUUACGCAGCGGCAUCUCUGCCGUGACUCUUCAGAGCCGGCUUUCUGGCUCACAGAAACAACAAUCCGAGGAACCAGCAUCAGCGACCUCAAACGAGGAUCAAGAGAAAGGACAGCCUUUGUUGAUCUUGUUUGGCUCCAACACCGGGUCCUGCCAGGCCCUGGCACAGAAAUUGGCAUCACAGGCUGCAGAGCAGGGUUACAAUGCCACAGUUACUGACAUGGAUAAUGGAGUUCAACAACUCCCCGCUGAUGGCACCCCCACAAUUGUCAUCACAGCAUCUUAUGAGGGCCAGCCAACCGACAAUGCCACUCGCUUUAUCGCUUGGCUUCAAAGCCUCCAGGGCGGUGACAAGUUGAAGGGAAGUCGGUUUGCCGUGUUCGGUUGCGGCCACAAGGACUGGUCAGCCACUUACCAGCGUAUCCCCAAAUUGGUGGAUACUCUGAUUGAAGCGAAUGGAGGCCUAAGACUAGCAGAUCGAGGAGUCUCGGAUGCAUCUCAAGGAGAUAUUUCUGGGGAUUUUGAGAAGUGGACUACUGAAAAGUUAUGGCCAAUGCUUCUAUCUGACCACCAUGCUGGUCAUUCUUUGGAGAAGAUGAAACCCAAGAUGCCAAAGGUGGAAUUCAGCAUAUCCCGUGAACAACGAGCCCAAAACCUCCAAGCGAAAGCAGAGUGGGCUGAGGUUACUUAUGUCAAGUCACUGACACAGCCCGGGGAGUCAGAGAAGCGACAUAUUGAAUUCAAGCUGCCAGAAAGCUUUGAUUACCAGGCUGGAGACUAUCUUGCGGUUUUGCCUCUAAACCCAGAUGUAACCAUUAAGAGAGUCAUGCGAAGAUUCAACUUGCCUGCAGAUGGUGUGGUCAAAAUCACGAAACAGGGUUCAACGAUGCUUCCCACUGACCAACCAAUCUCCAUCUCCGACUUGUUGGCUGGAUAUGUUGAACUUUCGCAGCCUGCAACUAAAAGAGAUCUCGAACUCUUGGUUGAUACUGUCCCUGAAGGAGACGAGAAAUCGGCUAUCAUGUCCCUUGCCGAAGAGCCCAACUUCACGACUUAUGUCAAGAAGCAACGUAUAAGCCUCCUGGAUGUACUCGAGUCCAACGUGCCGUCAUCCGCCAUCAGUUUUGCCUCUUUCCUCGCUUUAUUGCCCCCUCUUAAGGCUCGCUACUAUUCUAUCUCAUCUUCUCCUCUCGCCGACCCCUCCAUUUGCUCGCUCACAUACAGCGUUCUGGAUGCACCUGCCUGGGCCGACGGGAAAAAGCACUUCAUCGGUGUGGCGGGGAACUACCUCAAGUCUCUGGCUCCUGGCGACAAGGCGCUAGUUUCCAUCCGCGCAUCUAGUCCUAAGUUCAAGAUGCCCAAGGCCCCUGAGGCAACCCCCAUCAUCAUGCUCUGUGCCGGAACAGGUCUCGCUCCUUUCCGAGCUUUCAUGCAGGAGCGAGCUAUCCUCAUUCGCGAAGGGAGACGUACGCUCGCGUCUGCACUUCUGAUUGUUGGAUGUCGCACCGCCGAAAGUGAUCGACUCUAUGCUGAAGAGAUGGACGAGUGGAACAGGUUAGGGGUUGCGGAUGUGCGAUAUGCUUUUAGCCGCGAGCCCAAUCACCAAUUGGCCAAUGGGUGUUCUCGGGUGCAGGACCGUUUGGUGCAGUCUGGCGAGGACGUCGUACGGCUAUUUCAAGCUGGAGCCAAGGUGUACACUUGCGGAAGUAGUGCUCUUCUCCAAGGGAUGAAGGAAGCAGCAACAGCUGUUAUUGUGCAGUCAAGACAGAAGAAGGGUCUCAGUGCGAGUGACGAGGAUGUGGAGAACUGGUUCCGACAACAUCAUGAUGAUAGACUUGUGAGCGAUGUAUUUUCUUGA
Messenger RNA from Clonostachys byssicola, 3243 nucleotides. The record is from the annotation of a GenBank genome assembly. NCBI's taxonomy places the organism in Eukaryota, Fungi, Ascomycota, Sordariomycetes, Hypocreales, Bionectriaceae.